AUGACAUCAAUUGAUAAAAGUUUAGCUGAUAUAUUUAAAGUGACUAGUUGGGUGGACUGGAUUACCAUUGGCAUUGGACUUCCUUUCACUCUAGUAGUACUAGUUGCAGUUUUUCUACAGGUGAAAAAGAACCAGGGUUGCCCUAUCUUCGUCAUCAAUCUUCUGUUUUCUGAUCUCAUUCAGUUCUGUGGCAGAAUUACAUUUCAUUCAGAUAAGUUAUUGUUAAUUGGUUUGGCCAUCCUUGGCUUUGGUCUAUUUGCCAGUCUUGGAUUCAUGGUCUGUAUCUCCCUGGAAAGGUAUUUGGUUGUUGCCAAGCCACUGUGGUACAGAUUCAGGAGAAACAUCAAGACAUAUGUGGUGGUCUGUGUGGUGGUAUGGGUUCUUCCUGUUCUUUUUAACCUAAUCGUUUUUCCUUUGGAUCUUAAGACAGUUGCCAUCAUCUCGUCAUGUGUUGUCGUCACGCCCAUCCCCGUCUUCAUUUUCUGCUUGGUUGGGACUAUUAAAGCUCUUUCUGGAGCCCUCAGUGUCCCAGCAGAUGAAAAACGAAGAAUUACAGCCAUUCAGGUUGCAGUGCUGCUAACUUACAUUCUGCUUUUUCCGAACUUCAUAGUUUUUACCCUGUCAGGAUUUACCAGUUUUACACCUCAAUGUAUAUUUUAUGUUUGUGUGUCUCUUAGUCCCCUUGCAGACACAACUUUGUAUUUGUUAAGUCGGAAAAGCUUCCUGGAUAAGUUUCUGGCUUCACUCUGUUCUUGUAAAACAUCUGACAGUCAGGAAAUGAACACCAGGGAUAUUGAAAUCACGACUGUGGCAAAUACUGAGACUGUGUAG
Molecule: messenger RNA, 831 nt
Organism: Fundulus heteroclitus (mummichog)
Lineage: Eukaryota; Metazoa; Chordata; Actinopteri; Cyprinodontiformes; Fundulidae
Product: G-protein coupled receptor 4-like
Exons: 3
Coding region: 1-831 (276 amino acids)
Biological process (GO): phospholipase C-activating G protein-coupled receptor signaling pathway; positive regulation of Rho protein signal transduction
Cellular component (GO): membrane
Molecular function (GO): G protein-coupled receptor activity
Source: RefSeq, a predicted model, not a curated record